Oryza sativa Japonica Group (Japanese rice) is the source of this 5657-nucleotide messenger RNA. Lineage: Eukaryota; Viridiplantae; Streptophyta; Magnoliopsida; Poales; Poaceae. The record is from RefSeq and is a predicted model, not a curated record.
CCGAAACCCCAAAACCCGCACGAGAAAAAAAGGAAGGGGAAAAUCGGGCUGGAGCUGGAGCCCUAGCGGCGGCGGAGGCGGCGGCGAUGGGGCGCGGCGGCGGGGGACGGUGGACGAAGGAGGAGGAGGAGGAGCUGAAGGCGGCGAAGCGGGGGUACCGGGAGGCGGUGGCGGAGGGGAACCGGGAGGAGGAGGCGCGGUGGGCGAACGUCAUCGGCGACAUCCACAAGCGGCGGGGGGAGUACGUGGAGGCGCUCCGGUGGCUGCGGAUCGACUACAAGGUCUCCGUCAAGUACCUCCCCCAGCGCCACCUCCUCCCCUCCUGCCAGUCGCUCGGCGAGGUCCACCUCCGCCUCGGCAACUUCUCCGAGGCCCUCACCUACCAGAAGAAGCACUUACAACUUGCCAAGGAGGCUGAUGACCUUGUUGAGCAGCAGAGAGCUAGCACCCAGCUUGGCAGAACUUACUAUGAGAUCCUUCUAAGAUCUGAAAAUGAUCACAGUGCCAUUCGGAAUGCCAAGAAAUAUUUCAAAUCAUCCAUGAAGCUAGCAAGGGUUCUAAAGGAGAAUCCAUCGUCUCAGAAGUCUCUCUUCCUAAAGGAGCUUAUUGAUGCGUACAAUAAUAUGGGCAUGCUUGAACUGGAACUGGAUAAUUAUGAAGAAGCUGAGAAAUUACUUGUUCAGGGUCUGAAGAUAUGUGAGGAGGAAGAGGUACACCAGUAUGACGAUGCUCGCAGUAGGCUCCAUCACAAUCUAGGUAAUGUUUAUAUUGAACUACGCAACUGGAAUAGAGCCAAGGGCCAUAUUGAGAAGGACAUAGAGAUAUGUAGAAAAAUACGCCAUACUCAAGGCGAGGCAAAGGGAUUUAUAAAUCUGGGGGAGGUGCAUUCCCGUGUUCAAAAGUAUGAAGAUGCAAAGCUUUGUUACAAUAAAGCUCUUCAAAUAACAAAGUGCUUGGAAGAUGAGGAUGCACUAAUGGACCAAAUCCAUCAGAAUAUUGAAACUGUUACCAAAGCAGCCAAAGUACUUGAGGAAAUGAAGACAGACGAGCAGAAACUGAAAAAGCUUGUCAGAGACACAUCUAAUGCUCGUGGAACAUCUAAAGAGAGGAAGCUCCUCCUUGAGCAGUAUGCUUGGCUGGAUAAUCUUAUGGAGAAGGCAAGGAUGAUAACUGCAUGGCCAAAACUGAAGGAAUUUUCGAAAGGACAAAAGAGGGUAGCAAAUGAACUCCAUGACAAGGAAAAACAGAGCAACUCUCUUUUGGUCAUAGGAGAAUCUUACCAAAAGCUUAGAAACUUCAGCAAAGCUCGUAAAUGGUGCAUGAAAAGCUGGAAUAUGUAUCGAUCGAUCGGAAACUUGGAGGGUCAAGCAUUAGCAAAAGUGAACAUUGGGAAUGUUCUUGAUUCUUGUGGUGACUGGGCUGGUGCGUUGCAAGCUUAUGAAGAAGCAUACAGAAUUUCUGUGGAAGGUGGUCUUUCAAAUGUGCAACUAGAUGCCCUUGAAAACAUGCAUUACAGUCACAUGGUCAGAUUUGAUAACAUUGAAGAAGCGAAGAAACUGCAGCAAGAAAUAGACAGCCUGAAGAGAAUGUCUGAUCAACAUGAAGCAAGGGAUACAGUUAGUGACUAUUGCUCAGAAACUGAAAGUGAAGAUGGCAAUGUAUCUGAUAAUAUCCUCAAUACAGAGGACAAUGAUGGGAAUAUUGCAAAUAAUAUUUCUGAGGAAUUUGAUGAUGAUGUUGUUCUUGCCUCACUUGUUCAUAAAAGUAAGUCAUCUAAGACCAAAGCAUCUAAGAUACAUAGUAGUCCGAAGAAUGUUGAUGAGUCAUGUGACAUGGAUGGGAGCCCUGAAGAAGUUGUAAGUAAAUCAUUUAGCAACCAUUCUGGUAGAAAGCGUGUUCGAGUUGUCAUAUCAGAUGAUGAAGCUGAAGAAGCUCCUGAAAUUGAUCAGUCAAAAAGAACACUUACUGGUCGAGCAGAUAGUCUGUCUACCUCAGAGCGAAUUGCAAAUGCAGCAAACAGAAACAGAAAUCAGCAUACCUCUCAUCCCAUUGAGACCAAAGAAGUAGACAGUGUUUGCACUCCCUGCCCUGCUGAGGAAAGUAUAUGUUCAUUCAAAUCUGGUAGUCCUGUUUGUCAUGGUAAUGAUGGCCCAGAUUUAGGAGCUUCUAGCAUAGGAAAGUUAUCUGUGUCCAAACCAGCAGCGAGUGGUUCCAAGGUUGGUACACAUGCAUCAAACAGUCGGCCCCAAUGUCAAAAUGCUGUUGGUCUUCAAUCCUCAGAUGCUGAUCAUAAGUUCUGGGUGUUCAAAAUUGGUGAACUUUUGGUUUACUUGGAUGCAAAUGCAUGUACAUGUGAGGGUGCCUUUAGCAUUGAGUGUCUUAAAGUUGAAGUGGCAUGCGUGUACUAUCUUCAGAUUCCUGAUGAGAAGAGGUCCAAAGGUUUGUUGCCUAUUAUUGGGGAACUCAAGUGUUGUGGGAAGGUACUAGAUGACACGGACUCACGAGAUUAUAUUGAUCAACUUGCCUCUGAACAGAAGUGCAUUGAUGUUGUUAUUGAUGAUUGGGUGCCAAAGCGGCUGAUGAAAUUGUAUGUUGAUUUCUGCACAAAGUUAUCAGAAGCGCCAAAUAAGAAGCUCUUAAAGAAAUUAUAUAAUCUUGAAGUCUCCGAAGACGAGGUUAUUGUGUCUGAUUGUGGACUCCAAGACCUGUCGAUCACACCUUUUCUUGAUGCUCUAAGAUUACAUAAAACAAUAGCUGUGUUGGAUCUUUCCCAUAAUAUGCUAGGAAACCAAACAAUUGAGAGGCUUCAACAAAUAUUUUCUUCAUCAAGCCAAACAUAUGGUGGCUUGACACUGGAUUUACAUUGUAAUCGAUUUGGUCCAACUGCUUUAUUUCAGAUAUGUGAGUGCGCUGUUAUGACUAAUCGAUUGGAAGUACUUAAUCUGUCUGGGAAUCGCCUCACAGAUGCAUGCGGUUCUUACCUUUUCACAAUCCUACAGAAGUGCAAAGAAUGUGUGCUCUGUUUACAUAUCGUAACAGCACUGUACAGCUUGAAUGUCGAGCAAUGUUCUAUCACAUCAAGAACAGUUCAGAAGAUGGCAGAUGCACUGCAUGAAGGGUCUGCCCUUUCACAUCUCUCCUUAGGAAACAACAAUCCAAUUUCUGGAAAUACAAUGCUUAGCCUUCUCUCCAAACUUGCCUCUCUGAAAAGGUUUUCAGAACUAAGCCUGACUGGUAUAAAACUGAGUAAGUUAAUGGUUGAUAAGCUGUGUGUACUUGCACAAUCCUCAUGCUUAUCAGGAUUUCUGCUAGGUGGAACUUACAUUGGAUCAGGAGGGGCAACUAAGCUUACUGAGGCACUCUCUUGUGCAUCACAAGAAUUGCUGAGAUUGGAUUUAUCAAACUGUGGGCUUACAACUCCUGAUUUCUCGCAACUCUGUACAAAUCUUUCUCAAAUUAAUAUCGUUGACUUGAACCUUGGAGGCAAUUCUUUUACCCUAGAGGAAUGUGAUGCUAUUAGGGCAUUGCUUUCGAAUCCCCAAUGCAGUCUCAGAUCUCUCACCCUUGAUAGAUGCAAUCUUGGGCUUGCUGGCACCGUGGGCAUUAUUCAAGCACUAGCAGGAAAUGACCAAUUGGAGGAACUACGCGUUGCUGAGAACACAAACCUGGCACUACAGAGAACAUUGCAGUACGAUGAAGACGCGCAGGAUGUAUCACCAGGUACUGACCAAAACCAACGUACCAAUGCUGAAGCGAACGAUCACAUAGACCCUGAUAAGAUGGAGGUGCCGGAUAGCGAAGACGAAGAGGCAGUCCACGAGGACACCCGUGCAGCGACCGGCCCAGACGGGAGCUGUGCAAGUUCAUGCCAGAGAAACUCCUCUUCUGGCUGUCAUGCCAUCCAAGAACUCGCUGAUGCCAUCAUUUCUGCAAAGCAACUGAAGGUGCUCGAUCUCAGUCGGAACGGGUUGUCGGAAGAGGAUAUCCAGUCACUGUAUUCUGCUUGGGCUUCUGGCCCUAGAGGUGAUGGAAUGGCUCGGAAACAUGUAGCCAAGGAGGUGGUGCAUUUUGCAGUGGAUGGGAUGAAUUGCUGCGGCCUGAAGCCCUGCUGCAGAAGAGACUUGCAGAUGUAGUAAACCUGGUCGACCUCCCCAAGCACCAGGUUAGAGUUGCUCUCUGGAAAUAUUAUUAUUACCACAGUAAAUUAACUAGGGUUCGUCAGUGUAAUUCCGGGGCUCUGUCCAAACAGAGAUGAAUUAAUGGGAACUUGUGUUUCAUCAGAGGUGUAAAUAGCGGCCGAUUUUCGGGUGUAAAUAAAAUUAUGGUACUCCUAUUUGCUUAUUACUAUUAUCUUUCAUCUCUGUUUAAAGCCACAUGCAAUUUUAUAAAUAUAAAAUAUAACAAUGUUAUUAGUGUUUUCAAUAACCACAUGAUGAAGCCAACUUCAUUACUGCGUAAAAUGCCUCAGUCGUACACUAUUUGGUGAUCAAAAUAAAUCGACUACUAGUAUUUGUUUUGUGUACCACAUCACCAGAUAAGGAUUUGUCGGUUCUCCAAAUAGGAUAGUGAUAUUAUUAAAAACUAUGAAGAUAAUGUCCACGAUGGGACAGCUGGUCCCACGGCCCAAAAGGAUACAAGAUAAGCCGAAACAUUACUUUCUACUCUAACAAAAGAACAAUGCUAAAUGAACACUACAAUGUUUGUGCCGAGUUGUUAACACCAUAAUAUGCCAUGCCAAUCUUUGAACCCCUUUUUUGCUAUUCUUAGUUUUCACCAGAAAAAGGAACCUUAUAAUCAUGUUACACAAUGUCCACUAGACAGGAUUCACAAUGCAAUAAAGUGACCACAAAUCUUCAAUUUGUUAGCAUCACUUGUGGAUAUAGCAACAUUGCAUAUAAAAAUUGCCAUCUUGCUCAGCAUCAGCAAACAGACCAAUAGAAAUCCCCAAUAAUACACGCUAGGCACCAAGAAGUCAAAAUCCAAUGGAUCCAUCAUUGAAAAGCUUGCCCUCUAUGCAACUAGUUCACCACCCUUCUCCUUCCCAAACUAGCAAGGCCAUGAACCAAAUGGCGGCAAUGAGCUCUUGCCAUCACCUUUCUUCCUCCAUUUCCACCCCAAGAUUUGGCACAAGGAAGGCAACCAUGGCCAAGUUCGUCAGAGCUCCAGUGCACAGCUGCAGCUGCAGCAAUGCUCACCUCUCCCAAACUGCAGCACCUGCCAAGAUGGUAUUUGAAGACCAGGUGAGAGGAGUGGUAUGUUACAGAGAUGAUAAGGGGAAUAUGAUCUGCGAAGGGUACGAUGAAGGGCCUAGGCUUGGCAUGCGGCUGCCGGAGAAGGCCUGCUUCCCAUGGCCUAUGGGGGUUCAAGUCACCGAUUUCAUCGAGCUGUCGACGCUUCGAGUUUUCGAAGACGUCGAUUCUCUGCAGCCCAGGAAAGAUCAGAAGGGGAAGCUCUGAAAUAAGGUUUCUGAAAUUCAGACAUACAAGGCCUAAGAAUUGCUACAUGAAUAAGCUGAAACUCUAUCCAUUUUCAUAUAUACUCAUUAUCAUUUCUUGCUGAUAAAUGAGUUUUAGUAUUGUUCGUCUCAAUUAUCAACUGGAUCCUUCUGUAUUCCUUCAGCACAAUGCUAGAACAUCGAGUUUCUGUGAUUGUUUCAA